CUAGUACUAUUACACACAUACAUACAACCAGCAGAAAAAAAGACCCUGCGGCUAGGCCGUGACAUCAUCAUCACCGGAGUCCUCGGCGCCGCGGACCCAGCCGAGGAAAAACAGGGGCAGCAGCGACGAGGCCGCGCACGUGACAAUGAGCGGCGAGAGGUUCGAAAAGUCCGUCUCCGAGACGUGGAACGCGUCCGUGAGCAGGGCGCCCGCCUCCGUGGACACGAUGCCGCCGAGGUUGAAAAUCGACAUGAGCGCCGCGAACAGCGCGCCCUCGAUGCCCGGCGGGCAGAUCUUCGCCGCGAGCACGAGGAGGGGCAGGAAGCCCACCUCGCCGAGGGCCGACUGGACGACGUCGUCGCCGAGCGAAAAGAGGCGGUCGUCGAGGCCCCAGGCGCGGUUCGCGUGCGAGACGAGCGCCAGCGGCGCGAGCCCGAUGAUCGCGGACGCGACGGACGACCAGAGGAUGACGCUGCUGAGCCGGGCCUCCUUGAAGAGGCCGUUGUACGCGGCGACGCCGACGAGCCCCGCCACGGACCCGGCCGCGCUCGCGCGGCCGAGGAAGUCCGGGUCGAAGCCGAGCCCGCCCGCGUCGACGCUCGCCGUCGAGAAGUAGAAGAACGCGCUCCCGCAGUUGGGCGUCGCCUGCCACAGGAACAGAAACGCCGCCGGCCGCAGGAUCUCCGGCGACAGCAGCGCGUCCUUGAGCCGGCCGAGGACCGCGCCGGCCUCGCGCCAGGCCGCGCCGUCCGCCCUCUCCUCCGACGGCGCCUCGCGGACCGUCAGCGCGACGGCCGUCAGCAGCAGCGGCAGCGCCGCCGUCGCGCCGAAGCAGCCGCGCGCGCCCAGGACCCGGAUCGCCUCGCCCGACAGGAGCGCCGCGCCGAUCGCGCCGACGUAGCGCGAGCCCCAGGCCACCGACUGGAGCGACGCCGCCUCGGCCUCGUCGCGCGCCUUCUCGACGACGAGCGAGUCGACGACGACGUCCGAGAGCGCGACGGCGGCCGACGCGACCAGGUUCGCGAACAGCAGCGCCUCCGUCGUGCCCGACGCGACGGUCGCCAUGGCGCCGAAGGACAGGGCGCCCAGCACGCCGCUGAGCGCCAGGUACGACUUCCGCCGGUAGCCCAGGAGCGGCGUCGAGUCGGAGAGGAGCCCGUAGAGCGGCUUGACGACCCACGGCGCCGACGCGAGCCCCGUGAGCGCGGCGAGAUCCGCGGGCGAGAGCCCGAGCUCGUCCUUGAGGUAGAAGUUCAGCGCGAGCCGCGAGAGGCCGAGGGCGCCCUGGAGGAAGUAGCAGGUCACGACGAGGAGGACCUCCGGGUCCAGCGACAGCGACGGCGGCCGCCCGUCGUCGUCGCCGUCGUCCGAGCGCUGCACGGGCACGGCCGCGAGCCGGGCGCGGCGCCGGCGAACCGGCUUGACGAUCUGUGCGGCAUGCGUAGGCGUAGCUCGCGUCGUGGGGACAGGUGCUGCUUUCAGAGGUGUCCGAGGCGCCAGCAGCGCUUGGGCAUGCAGCAAUGCAUGAGCGAUGGCGACGCAACGCAGCAUCGUCGAUGUGUUGUUACUUCGACGGUUAUUAAUGCUGUCGUGGCCACGACUUUUUGCGCUCAGCUGGCACACAAGCAGCACCCCCCCUCCAAGCUCUUACCCUAG
Messenger RNA from Pelagomonas calceolata, 1656 nucleotides. Lineage: Eukaryota; Pelagophyceae; Pelagomonadales; Pelagomonadaceae. The record is from the annotation of a GenBank genome assembly.